This is a messenger RNA of Fusarium keratoplasticum, 1452 nucleotides long. RefSeq lists its product as uncharacterized. The coding region runs from base 1 to 1452 and encodes 483 amino acids. The transcript is spliced from 3 exons. The record is from RefSeq and is a predicted model, not a curated record. Lineage: Eukaryota; Fungi; Ascomycota; Sordariomycetes; Hypocreales; Nectriaceae. Gene Ontology annotation, cellular component: extracellular region.
AUGGUUCGUGCUGCGGUUGGUCUAGGGGCCUUGGCUACCCUGAUCUCGCUCUCCAGCGCAAAGGAGAUCAAGCCAGAUGAGGCCAAGGCAGCAAGACUCUAUGACUCGGGAGUUGUGCACAACAACCUCAUGGCCCUCAAGAAUGAGGAGUGGGCUCGCCAGGAAGAGGCUGGAGCUUUCCAAAGCGAACAAUACCCAAAGCUAGGCUACGCACGCUGCGUUGACGGCUUUGCCGAGGCUAUCAAGGGUGAUCGCAACAACACCUUUGCAUGCCACAAUGCUGAUCUCCACUCAUUCCUGAGCCAUGCUGCUCUUGGUAGCACGGGAGGACGUGGCUCUUCUUCAUGGGGUUGGACCUCUGAUGAUGGCCGCGAGUUCGUUGCCAUUGGCCAGUAUGAUGGUACCGCCUUUGCGGAAAUCGACAAGAAGGGCAAGCUCAUCUACCUUGGCCGUCUGCCUCAGUACUCUGAGCCAUCUCAGUGGCGCGAGAUCCGCACAUACAAGAACUAUGUCGUUAUCGGAUCCGAGGCCGUUGGUCAUGGCGUUCAGAUCUUUGACCUUGAGAAGCUUCUUGAUAUUGACCCGGCCAAGCCGGUCAUCUUCGACGCCAAGAAGGACCUCACUAGCCACUUCAGCGCGCUCCUACCUCUUGGUCGUGCUCACAAUGUUGUGGUCAACGAGGAGCUCAAGUAUGGUGUCGCUGUGGGCGCUCAGCCCAGAACCGACCCUAACUGCUUGUCGGGUCUCAACUUCUUUGAUCUCACCGACCCAGCCAACCCAGAGUCGCUUGGGUGUGCGAAGGGCGAUGGCUACGUGCACGAUGCUCAGUGCCUUGUCUACCGUGGACCCGACGAGCGUUACCAGGGUCGUGAUAUUUGCUACGGCUACAACGAGGACACCCUCACCAUUUAUGACGUUACUGACAAGGCCAACGUCACCAACAUCAUCUCUCGCAUCUCUUAUGAGGGUGCCUCCUAUACCCACCAAGGUUGGGUCCUGGACACCCAGAACCAAGAGUUCCUGGUUCUAGACGAUGAGCUCGAUGAGCAGAACGGGAACGGCCCUGGUGGUGAUGGCUUCCCAGUGACGUUCAUUUGGGACAUUAGAGACCUGGAGAACCCCAAGCAAACGGGCUUCUUCAAGCAUCCCACCAAGUCCAUCGAUCACAACCAGUAUGUCAUUGACAACUUCAUCUACCAGUCGCACUACGGUGCUGGUCUGCGUGUCCUUGAUGGCCGUUCUAUCCCAGAGGAUCCGACCGGAGCUGGUGUGUACGAAGCCGCUUGGUUUGACAUUUAUCCCGAGGAUGACGACUUGCCCGGCGGUGGUGCGGUCGCUUUUGUUGGAACAUGGUCCUCUUACGCCUUCUUUAAGUCGGGUUACAUCUUUAUCAACACCAUUGAACGUGGUGCAUUUGUUGUAAAGCUGACGGGGAAGCUCUUUUCCAAGUAG